Molecule: messenger RNA, 1539 nt
Organism: Letharia columbiana
Lineage: Eukaryota; Fungi; Ascomycota; Lecanoromycetes; Lecanorales; Parmeliaceae
Exons: 4
Coding region: 1-1539 (512 amino acids)
Biological process (GO): protein phosphorylation
Molecular function (GO): protein kinase activity; ATP binding
Source: RefSeq, a predicted model, not a curated record
AUGAACGAGGAAUAUGGAAAGAGAAACUCUGGGGAUAUCUCAUCUUCACCAGCACCUCCUCUACUGAGACCACCCAUCCCAGGCAACAGAAGCAAUGGAGGGCCACGGACUCCCCGCCUCGGGCUUGCUAUACCCCCUUCUCCAAGUCAGAAGCCUGUGUCCAACAAUGACACUGUACCUAAUCUGCCUCCACUCGCCUCCAUCCAGCGACCCUCCGCCCGACCCGCGCCUCCUCAACUGAGACUAGCCACACCAAUGGGAAGCAAUACCACACCACAAGAAGGGCACUCCAUGGCGAAUGCCCGGCCGCCGCCGCAACCGCAUCCAGUCAGUGGGGUAAGCGAUGGUAGUGGGCACUCAAGAUCGGAUAGCUUUGCCAUAGUAGAUGGCAAGAAUAGCAAUCCUACAUCGGCUUCGUCAUCCGGCUUCUCGGCUCUAUCAUACCCCACAAGCACACAUCGACACCCAAGCGGGACCCCAGAUCCAGCUUCUGCAAUCAGCUCAGCCUACUCGGAAGCAGGAGGUGCAGCUAUGGAAAGAGAAGGAAGCAACCAUAUACUACCGGAUCUGGAGAAAUUGAGCUUGGAGAAGGGGAGGAACUUCGAUGUGGAGGAUCUGGACGAUGAUGGUUGGAGGGCAGCGAGUGAGCAGAAGAAGAUCAUCGAGAUUGGAAGCUUGGGAGAAGGAGCUGGGGGUGCCGUUACGCGGUGCAAGCUCGUCGGUGGGAAGACUGAGUUCGCACUGAAGAUAAUAACCACAGAUCCCAAUCCAGAUGUCAAGAAACAGAUAGUACGAGAGCUAGCCUUCAACAAGGAUUGCUCCUCGGAACACAUUUGUCAGUACUACGGAGCAUUCAUGGACGAUUCUAGCGGUACAAUAUCAAUUGCUAUGGAGUACUGUGAAGGAGGAAGUCUCUACGGCGUCUACCGGGAGGUCAAGAAACUUGGAGGCAGGACCGGCGAGAAGGUACUCGGGAAAGUAGCCGAAGGCGUCCUGAACGGCUUAACAUAUCUACAUGGCCGCAAGAUUAUUCACAGAGAUAUUAAACCUUCCAACAUCCUCCUGACUCGUUCCGGUCAAGUCCGCCUUUGCGACUUUGGCGUUAGUGGCGAAUUCGGCACCAAAGGAGACGCCAAUACCUUCAUUGGCACCUCCUACUACAUGGCCCCUGAGCGCAUCACUGGUAAAUCCUACACGAUCACCUCCGACGUCUGGUCCCUCGGUGUCACUCUUCUGGAAGUGGCCCAACACCGCUUUCCAUUCCCCGCCGAUGGCACGGAAAUGCAACCGAAGGCGGGGUUGAUUGAUCUGCUUACUUAUAUAGUAAGGCAGUCGAUCCCGAAGUUGAAGGAUGAGGAGGAGAAUGGGAUCAAGUGGAGCGAGAACUUUAAAUAUUUCAUUGAGUGCUGUUUGGAAAAGGAACCAUCACGAAGAGCAACUCCAUGGCGCAUGCUCGAACAUCCCUGGAUGGUUGAGAUGCGCGGCAAGAAAGUCAAUAUGGAGCAUUUCUUGCGACAAGUUUGGGACUGGAAGGAUUAA